AUGACCCUUCUGGUUUCGCACUCGUUUGCUCGUGCUGAAUUUCAACUUUGCCCUUCAAUUUGCGACUGCAGAGAACUUGAAAAUGGAGGACUCGAAGCUCUCUGCAUCGAUCAAGAGAUCACCGACCUUUCCGAGCUUUCCGAGAUCGCCAAUGACGUCACGGAGCUCAACCUCUCCAACAACUUCAUUUCCUCGCUGAACGGAGUCUCGCAGUUUUUCAAACUAGAGAGGCUUGUUCUCAGAAAUAAUACGAUGGAGAUCAUUUCUGAUGAUUUUCGCGACAUGCCGUUUUUGAAAGAAGUGGAUUUUAGCUUCAAUGAGCGGCUCAAAUCUGUUGGAGAUUUUGCUUUUUUCUCGCUUCCUUCGUUGGAGAGACUGUCUUUUGCCGAUUGUAGUCGGUUGCAAUGGUUUGGUCAUCGAUCGGUUUACGAUUCUUACAGUUUGAAAGAAAUAGACUUUUCGUUCACGAAAUUGCAGGCUUUGAGUCAGCAUUUGACGACUUAUUCGCCCAGUUUGAGAUCGAUUCUCUUUGACGGAGUGGAGCUAAGCUGCUCUUGCCUGAACACGUGGAUGCUGGACUCUAAGUUCGUCUUUGACAUUUCCGAAGAGACGGAGAGAUGUUUGCGGAAAGCAAGAAAAGCUGGAAACAUCUGUGGGCCGAUUCUCAUUCCUUCCGACGAUGUUGCUGUCGAAGAAGGAGAUGAGUUCGCGAUCCGAUGUCUCGCCAUGGGAGAACCGACUGUAACGGUUCGUUUACUCGACCAAGAUGAGAAUGUUGUUGGAUCAAGAGGCGAACUGCGCAUCAAAAACGCCAAAAAGCAGCACGCUGGAAAGUACACCUGUCAGGCGGCAAACCAAUACGAUCUCAUCCGGGAUUCUUUUCAAGUGCGCGUCGCUGAGCCAACACCGUUUUCUUCCGAACAUCUCGAGUUCACCCUCGACUCGAUCGACUUUAGCUACGACAGCAACAGCGAUUCCUACAGCGAUUCCUACGAAGACAUCCUCAGCGAAGAGCUCGAUCGAUCGAGCAGAUAUGGUGGGGUUUCCUACGAGUGGGAGACGAAAAGUUGCCCGGAAGGUUGUAUAUGCACAAUUAAUACCGUCAGCUCGCGGAAAAUUGUCACGUGUGCUGGCGCGCAUCUCGAUAAUGUCCCGCUUCCAAGUGACAUGAAUGUACUCAUUGCUCGUCAAAGCAACCUCGAUCUCGGAAAAAUGAACCUCUACCGAAACAUGAUUCGGAACCUCAGAAUUCAGGAAAGCGAGUACCCAUCGAUCGACAAUGAAGACUUCGACGACUUCGUCAAUCUCGAGGACUUGUCAAUCAUCGAGGCCGGGCUGACUGAAAUAUCCGAAACGGCGUUCGACGACUUGGAGAAGCUCCGCUACUUGGAUCUCUCUGGCAACGAGUUGGCCAGAAUCCCGGUCAAGGUGUUUCAAUCGCUGGAGAAUCUGGAGCUUCUGUCUCUUGCGAAUAACCCGCUACAGAUCAUCGAAUACAAAUUAUUUUCCCCGAUGGAAAAUUUAAAAACGCUGAACGUCGGAAAUUGUGAUCUAGACGAUUUUCCGGCUUCAUUAACAUCCAGCUCAUCGUUGUUAGAGUUUCUUUGGCUCGACGCCAACAAUUUAGUCGACGUCCCGGAUUUCUCCAAACUCAAGUCCAUUCGUGAAAUUCGGCUGACAAAGAACCCGAUCCAAUACUUCAAAUUCAACGACUUCCACGAUCUCCCAGAACUCAACACAAUCAUCGCCGACGAAAUGCCCUGGCUAGAGUUUGUCGAAGAAGCCGCUUUCAGAAAUCUCCCGAAACUUACCGAAGUCUCCAUUUCCGAUUCACCAACUCUUUCAUUUUUCCACCAGAACGCGUUCGAAAAUACUCCAGAGCUUCGAAUUCUUUCACUGCGAAGAACAGGCUUGAUUUCGCUGGGAAACUUGAAUCUGCCGACAAUUCAUACUUUGAACAUCGACAGCAACGAGUUCUACUGCACCUGCGCUCUGGAAUGGAUUGAAGCCCUUAAUCUCAAAACAACCGCCAAAUGCCGCGCCUCAAACCAGUACCUCGUUGAAUACUUCAAACAAGCUAAAAAUCGGGAAGAAAAGAAAUGCGAAGAACAUCUUUUCUUGUCAAAUAAGGGCCACUCUGUUCGCCAAGAAGAUGAUACAGUCAGACUUGUUUGUUACAGUACUCUUAAUUCGCCAGUUACUUUAUCUGGCGUAAAUAGCAAAAUCAAAGAAAAGAAUAUCUUCGAAUUCGACGUAUCAAAAGAAACCGUCGGAACGUAUUACUGCCGCUCAGGUGUUUCAGAAAAAGAGGAGUCGAUUAAAAUAAUCAUGGAUGGUUACCCAGAAUAUUCGGAAGAAGAAGAAACUCCUCGGGCUUUGGAAGUAAAGACGGCAAGCGCAUCUCCACUUCAAGCUGCCAUUUUGGUUCUUUUUGUAAUUUUUCUUCUGUAA
Molecule: messenger RNA, 2451 nt
Organism: Oikopleura dioica
Lineage: Eukaryota; Metazoa; Chordata; Appendicularia; Copelata; Oikopleuridae
Source: the annotation of a GenBank genome assembly